GGUGGGUUCUCUGCCUCUGCCAAUCCCUCUGUCAUCCGGUUUGAUCACUGCACCAAACGCCCACGCGACUCCGUCCAUGGCAGUGACUGGCGCAGCCGUGGCAAUUCUUCCUCGUUCCCUGCUCUCGUCCUCUUCCUCUAGUUGCCAUCACCUCCUCCUCUUAUUCACCGUUUCCUCUCGCCGCUUCCGUUCGUUCUCCUCUCUCUCUCUCUCCGCACCUCUCCUCUUCCUAAAACCCCACUACCUCCACCGCAACCUCCCAAUCCCUUGCUCUAACCCCAGGCCCAGACCUCCUCUCUCCCUCUCCCUCUCCCUCUCCGCCCGCGGCUUCGCCGCCUCUUCCUCCUCCGGUUCCAGCUUGACCAACCCCACCACCUCCUUCGACUGGUCCGACGACGAGAAUGACGGCGAGGACGGCACCGCCACCGCCAAGUCGAAGAAGAAGACGACGACGGUCGACGACAAGAGCCGCAAUCUUCCCCCACCCUACGAUCCCUUCAGCAAGAAGCCGGUGAUCGAGGAGCCCAGCGACCCGUCCAACCUCCAGGAGAUCUUCCACAAGAUGCGCACCGAGGGCCUCACCAACCACGCCAUCAAGAUGUUCGACGCCCUGUCCAAGGACGGCCUCACCCACGAGGCCCUCGAGCUCUUCUCCGUCAUCAAGGACAAGGGCUCGAUGCCCGACGUCGUCGCCCACACCGCCGUCAUCGAGGCCUAUGCCAACGCCGGCGGCCACUCCAAGGACGCCCUCCGCACCUUCGACCGCAUGCUCGCCUCCGGCGUCUCCCCCAACGCCUACACCUACACCAUCCUCAUCAAGGGCCUCGCGAGGGACGGCAAGCUCCCCGAGGCCCGGAAGUACCUGCUGGAGAUGAUCGGCAAGGGGAUGCGGCCCAACGCCGGCACCUACCUGGCCGUGUUCGAGGCGCACGUCAAGGGGGACAGCACGGACGACGCCAGGGCGCUGCUGGAGGAGAUGAAGGGGAAAGGGUUCGUGCCGGAUGAGAAAGCGGUCAGGGAGAACCUCAGCAAGCGGGGCCAGGUAUUCAGAAGCAUCAUGAGCUUGCUCUUCGGCAAGUGAAGUGAUGAUGUGCAUCGCAAAAAGGUGCUUCCUGGCUUAGAACUCGGAAUUUUUUUUUCUUUUUGGCCCACUUGUCUGCUAUGAAAAACUAAAAUCUGCUUCUAAUCUUGGAAUGAAACACCCCCUCCUGUUGUUUUGGUAUUAUUACUAGUUCCUAUGUACAACUUCUUGGUCGGAUACUGGAUUCCGAAUUUUGACUCAGUUCGGUAUACCGAACUUGAAUUGCUGGUUAAUGCUCUAGCGUUUAUCCAUAUCUUUUGGGA
Phoenix dactylifera (date palm) is the source of this 1344-nucleotide messenger RNA. RefSeq lists its product as uncharacterized. Gene Ontology annotation, molecular function: protein binding. Lineage: Eukaryota; Viridiplantae; Streptophyta; Magnoliopsida; Arecales; Arecaceae. The record is from RefSeq and is a predicted model, not a curated record.